Molecule: messenger RNA, 1050 nt
Organism: Peronospora matthiolae
Lineage: Eukaryota; Oomycota; Peronosporomycetes; Peronosporales; Peronosporaceae
Source: the annotation of a GenBank genome assembly
AUGACGCAGACCGCCGUCAUCUACGAAGCUAAUUGGGAAAAGCUCCAAGUGCGUAAGGACUGGCCUGUCGUCCAGCCUAAGGACCUCAAGCCUGGGGAAGUUCUUGUCCGCAUUGCAUACACGGGCGUCUGCCACUCGGACAUUUCGGUCUGGCAAGGCGAAGGACCUCCUCUCUCCAAGCAGUUCCCAAUGGUGGGUGGCCACGAAGGAACUGGUCACAUUGCUGCGAUCGGAGACCAUACUCGCACCUGCCUUCGAAUCGGCGACGCCGUGGGGGUCAAGUGGCUCGCACACACUUGCUUAGGCUGCGAAGACUGUCGAAAAGGGCACGAGACAACGUGCGCGUCUGCGGAAGUGCACGGCUUGACGCGCCACGGAACGUUCCAGCAAUGGUGCGUGACUUUUGCUGACCAUGUCACACCUAUCCCUGCGACCCUCGACUUGGCUUCAGCUGCUCCAAUCAUGUGUGCUGGCUUGACUGUAUACAAAGCUUUGAAGCAAAUUCGUGGCUCCCCAGGCGAGACUGUCGUGAUCCCUGGCGCAGGCGGAGGGUUGGGGCACUUGGCGUGUCAGUAUGCUCGAGCCAUGGGCUACAAGGUCGUAGCUAUUGACUCGGGCAAAGAUAAACGUGCGCUGGUCCAGUCGUAUGGAGUCAAGCACUUUAUCGACUACACCACACAAGACGUGGUCGAGCAGGUUCGAGCAGCUACGAGCGGUCAAGGUGCUCAUGCUGUUGUUGUGGUUGCUGGGUCAACGGAGGCGUACAAGGACGCCCUCCUGUUCCUCCGUCCUCGGGGGACGCUAGUUGCAGUGGGUGUUCCUAAAGAUGCUGCGAUCGAGGCCCCAUUGAGUCUCAUGAUUUCGCUCGAGCUCCGUAUCGUUGGCUCGUACGUUGCUAGUCGCCAGGACGCGAUCGAGGCAGUGAACCUCGUUGCAGACGAACAGGUUCGACCCAAGUUCACACUGGAUCAACUAGUGAAUCUGCCGGACGUGUUUCAACGGAUGCAAGCUGGCCAAGCGCGCACACGCGUCGUGUUGGACUGCAGGUAA